AUGUCACUUAGCUGGUCUGGUAUACAGUUUUCUAUGCGUCUGGCCCGCCCCCUACGCCCCUUUCCAAGAUCUGGUACAUCGGAUCAGAUACUGUCUCCCAACCAAAGAAUUUUCAGCUAUGUGGACGACGGCACCUCAUCUCGUUCUGUGGAUCCUAUUUAUCUCGGGUGUGGUCUCGACUGGCGCGGACAGAUUAUGGACCAUUACGAUUCUUGA
Molecule: messenger RNA, 216 nt
Organism: Cyphellophora europaea CBS 101466
Lineage: Eukaryota; Fungi; Ascomycota; Eurotiomycetes; Chaetothyriales; Cyphellophoraceae
Exons: 1
Coding region: 1-216 (71 amino acids)
Source: RefSeq, a predicted model, not a curated record